This is a messenger RNA of Python bivittatus (Burmese python), 1990 nucleotides long. RefSeq names its product IKBKB interacting protein (gene IKBIP). The record is from RefSeq and is a predicted model, not a curated record. NCBI's taxonomy places the organism in Eukaryota, Metazoa, Chordata, Lepidosauria, Squamata, Pythonidae.
CUGCUCAGAAAGCUUCGAGCGGGGCAGCGGGGCUGGAGUAAGACUGCGAAAGCGACGAGCUCAAGUUUUGUCCCUUCCUUUUAUGGAUCAUAGUGCAUGAAUCCUGCAUCAAGGAAUGUUCGAAGUCAAGCGAAGGAGGAGAGCAAACAUUUCCAAGCCGAAUGAAGAUCAACAAAAGAAACAGUCGGUUUUCAAGAGUACCAAAUCGAGGAGGAUGGAUCUGCAAACAGCUUCAAGUUUUCUAUCUCUUGUUGCCAGUCUAGGGCUAUCAUGGUUUCUUUUUCAGCAGUCAGUUCAGCUGGCUGCUAUAGAGAAGAAAUAUCACAUAUUAAAGGAGGAAGCUGUAAAGUUUCAAGAUAUGGAAAAUAAAAUUAGCAUAAUGUCUGAAAAGUGUGAGAUGAUACUAAGUUUGACAAAGCAACUGGAAGAUCUUAAUGUAAUUCCUCAGAUGAAACAUCUGCAAGAGGAGAUUAACAUCAUGCAGAUAAGAUCCAGUCGGUCAAUUCAAGAAGAGGAGGAGCUCCAGCAAAAUUUAACAUCUCUCUUUGAUGCAGUUGCUAAAUAUGAGGAAAAAACUAAGGGCAUCUCUGUAAAAAUUGCAGCUGUGAAGACUGACAUUAGACGCAUUUCAGGUCUUCAAGCAGAUAUGACCUUAUUAAUAGAGAAUCUAGAAAUGCUAGAAGACAAAGUAAAUAAAGUUGAAAAGACCAUAAUACAGAGCAUAGGGGACCUUCUUACAAGUAGCAUUGACAGGACUACAAAACUACAAAAUAUUGCAUCUGAAAAUACCAGAGAAGUAAAGCACAUUAAGGCAAAAUCAUUUGAGCUGAAUGCAGAUUUUACGAAGCAGUUCAAUAAACUUUUAGAUUUGGAAAGUGAUAGAGCUAAAGUUUUGACAACAGUAGCCUUUGCAAAUGAUUUAAAACCUAAAGUCCACAAUUUAAAGAAUGAUUUGGCACAUCUGCUACUUGUAUUAGAUGAAUUAACAUUACGAAUAGGAAGACUGCUUGGGGAUCUAUUAGAAAGACAGAAGGAACUUGCUCUCCUGAAUAAAAAACUAACUAAUUUAACUUCAAUUCAGACUGAAACUGAGUGAUGAAUCAGUAUUACAGAUAGGAAUACAUCUAAGAACAUUUCACUUCUAACAAAUCAGAGCACCUUACUCUGACAAAAUGUUAGAUGCUAAAACACAAUUAGAUAGAAAAGUAAUCUGCUGAAUAUAGCAAAUUGAAUUUUCAAACAGUAAAUUUUGUCUGAAUUAGACAUUUUUCACCAAGUAAAACCACUAGAUUUUCACUAAAUUCAGUGAAAAUCUAAUGAUAUCUUCAACUUUGGUGAAAAUCUGCUAAGAUUUAGAUUUGUAGCACGUGUUUCAGCAAAACAUUCCUGGUAUAUUUAUAAAACAGAAGAGAAAAAUUUUAGAGAAUUUCUAAUGCAAGGGAUUCAGGGUUUUAAUAGUUAGAUAAUACCGUAAUAUUUUGUUAAGCAUUUUCAUAUUAAAAAAAUAUUUUUGCUGCUUUUUUUCCUGUGGCAGCUGUAAUUUAUUAACACAAGAUGGGCAGCUAUAUAAUUCAAAUAAAUAUUUCUGUUAGACAUUAUAUGGUGGGAUGAUUCUUUCUAACCAGCCUCAUCAAACAACCUUCAAGACUUUAAGAGAUGUAAUCUUACAUUUAUGGCUUUUAUAAAUUUAUCUAUAUACUUUUGAAAACAUAGUAAACCUUUAUUUUUAAUUCUGAACUUCAGAUUCAAGUUAUCUUAAAUAGAGAUUCUAGUUUCAAAUAUUUCCAUAAUAGACGGCUAUGGUAUUAGGUAGGUAGGUAGGGGUGUGUGUGUAUACACACACACAUACAUGUGAUUCAAACUGAGUGCUUGUUGAGGUAGACCCUAUCUAGAAGUAGAUGUAUUUAUGGCAUACUAUUGCAGUUUUUCAUUUUUAUACUAUUAAUUUGCUUGUGACAGCCUUAACAAUAAAGUUUAUAUUCCUACCUAA